Talaromyces proteolyticus is the source of this 1861-nucleotide messenger RNA. RefSeq lists its product as uncharacterized. Gene Ontology annotation, biological process: DNA-templated transcription; regulation of DNA-templated transcription. Gene Ontology annotation, molecular function: zinc ion binding; transcription cis-regulatory region binding; DNA-binding transcription factor activity, RNA polymerase II-specific. The transcript is spliced from 3 exons. NCBI's taxonomy places the organism in Eukaryota, Fungi, Ascomycota, Eurotiomycetes, Eurotiales, Trichocomaceae. The coding region runs from base 155 to 1768 and encodes 537 amino acids. Gene Ontology annotation, cellular component: nucleus. The record is from RefSeq and is a predicted model, not a curated record.
GCAUGAAAGCAAACUCGGCCUCAAAACGAAAUCGCCUGAAGCCAUCCUGACGUGCUCUGAUGAUCCUGGCAAAUGUGAGUCUAUAGUACAAUGGAUUCUGCCGCAACGCUGUCUUUUCUGCAACUCUUUUCCUUUUUCAUCCCCUCGUUAAUCAAUGAAGACAGUUCAUUCCCGGCCAAGCCCUUCUUGGGGACGCAGGCUGGACUAUAUGGUCGACAUUUACUUCUGUCCAAGGAUAGCCGAACAAAUCUUCCACCGGUACACUGACAAAUAUGUUACGGCAUGUCCUGUUGUUGUAUUCCCACCCGGCAUAGCAGCAAGACAUGUGCGAAAGACCAAGCCGCUGCUAUUCAUGUCGAUACUGAGUGUCGCAUCCGCUGGGUUCUGUACUCUUGAUCAACAGAGACAAUUUGCAUUCGAAGCAAGAAACUUCCUGACAGAUAUUGCCAUCUUCAAAGGAGAGAAGUCACUUGAGCUUAUUCAGUCACUGCUUGUUGUAUCGUUCUGGUACAGGGCACCAGAGAAUUACGCACGGACGAAUCAGAAUCAACUUGCCUCUCUGGCUUUGUCUAUAGGCAUAGAUCUUGGGCUGGACCGAAUUGAAGAAUCAAAGUCUGCUGAUAGGAUUGAUGACAUGUGGAACAGAGCAGAGGCACAGCGAGCCUGGCUGGGCUGUUUUCUCUUAUGUGCAAGUCUUUCCUUGAUAAUGCGACGUCCAAAUCCCAUAAUGUGGACUCCACGAUUCGAGGAGUACAUUGACAAUUUGAAGCAGUCCAGGUUAUCUGCCACCGACGCCUUCCUUGGCGAACUUCUGACGACGGAGCAUUUUUGUCACGUUGCGGAUAAAGAAAUGUUCUUGAGUGAUCCCAGCAGAUCGGUGACUUUAUUGGAGCCCAAUACGCUUAGCAAUAUCGAAGGUCUACAAAAUCGGGUUGAAGGACUGCAUCUUAGUCAACAUAAUCUACUCGAAAAAUCUCUCAUCGAAUUCGGGAGACUCGUCAGUUCACUAUAUGCGCACGAGCUAGCCUUGCAUAUCAAUCACAACAUUGAUGAAUUCAAGGCACCCUUUUCCGCAAAUUCCCUCAAAUCAUCCAGGUUUGUCGAAGCACAGGCUCCAAGUAGGGUAUAUUUUUCGAUGAUUCAAACUAUCAUUAUGGCUGCGCAAGGGUUGCUGGACACCUUUAUCGGCUUAUCUACAUCCGACAUGCUUGCCCUGCCACCACAUAUUUAUGCGGGCCGCGUGAUAUACGCGGUAAUCCUGCUGAUGAAACUGCACAAGGCCCUUUCUGCGUGCUUAGGCACAUUGGGUCAAAUCAUCUCCGUUGACCAAUUACGUCUGGAGGCUUACGUUGAGCGGCUCUUGCUCAUUUCGAAGAACCUCAACGCGGAAGAUGGAGGCAGUUCCCUAAGUAGGGCGUUCCUAAUAAUGCCUCAACUAAAUGAGUGGCUUCGUGGUCACAUAUCAAAGUCUACUUUCGGGCUAGAUGAAGCUUCAGUAGAACAGGAGACUCGCAGUGAAUACUGUGCUGGGCCGUCGGUACCAAGAGCUGCCAACGGAGCGGAUAUAGUACAGAGUCUACUAGCCGCUAGAGAUGAGCAAAUCCAGACGCGCCCCGGCCACUCCAAGCUCGUAAGCGAUCUUGGAUCUCAGCAUGAUCACCCUUCUUUACAAGACAGGGAUCCCGUAAAGGAAGUUCAAACAUUCAGCCGCGAGUUAGCUUCAGAUUCGUGGUUCUGGGAAUUCUUUAAUGUAGACAUGCUGCAUUAGUCUGUCUUUCUGACAUCUUUUUAAACUAAAAGUUUCGGCAAGCCACUGUUUACUAGAGAGGAGAGCUUCUUUAUUAUCAUACUAAGUUUCUAA